AGUGAUGUGGGAAGUUUCAUGAGAUUGAGUGUUAAUGUUAUUAUAUAUUUAUUAUUAAUAGUAUGAAAUUUAUCAAGCAAACAGUGUCUAUAGAUUAAAGUAAGCACCUAAUUACAGGAUCUACUGUUAUACAAAGGUCAAAUAUACAUAAAUUAAAUUUAGAUGUCCUGUAAACUUGAAAAGUUACUGGCGAUAAAUGAUUUGAGGGCUGUUAAAAGGGUUUUAAAUCUUGGACUAGGUGGUCCAAGUGAAAAAACUUCGACAUUAGAUGAUGAUGAAUGGAAAAAUACCUGGGAAUGGGGGGAUGCAGAAGAAGAAGGUACAGAUCAAGAAAAUAGAAGUACAGAAGAUCAAGCAUGGCUGCAGCAGUGUGUGGUUGGGAUGUCUCCUGGUGCUGACCUCUUAGUAUUAGCAGCCAAUCAGUAUGCUGCUUUCUUAACACGAAAAUGGGAUUUCAAUGAAGAAAGUGAACUCAAAAUGAAAUUCUAUUUGUCUGAGGGGGAGAUGUUAGCUCAUGCAGAUGGGGAAGAAAUUACUGCAAUCUUGUGUCUACCUCUGGCAUCACAGAAAAGAAGUGCCCAGGGAGAACCAGACUGGACCUGUAUCAUCAUAGGAUUUAGUUCAGGUUAUUUGAGAAUGUAUACAGAGAAAGCUGAACUUCUGCUAUCACAGUUAUUACAUGAAGAACCUGUAAGACAAUUAAAAUUCCAGACCUAUAGCCCAUCUCGUUACAGAGAAUUUACAGAACAGCUAGAUGACUUGGUUAUAGUCUAUUCAUCUGCUGUAGUCAGCGUAGAAGGCUUUAGCUUGUUCCAGACUUUAAGAGCUUGUCGAAAUCAGCUUGCAAGAGCUACAGCUGGCAAGUGGGAAACAGUGGAUCCACCACCUCUAACCUAUAAGAAAUGGGGCUUCCAAGAUCAAAAGGAACUCUCAGAUUGUGAACAUGUUGGAGGAGUGACCCCUUCUUCAUUUGACCAGAUGGUGGGAGAGUCAAUUCAGCGAGGACCACAUGGGACUAUUAAAUCCAUAAUUCCAGCCUCAACUCUUCUAGUAACUGUUGGUCUAGAACCAUAUAUUGGUUUUUUCUAUGCUUCAGAGGGAACAGUUCAACCUAUAUUAUCUGAAAUGGCCAUGGCAGUUGCAAGCAAGUUGAAAACAUUUCUAACAGGUGGACUACUUGGGUUUAGAGGGCGAACCCAGCAAGAAGAUUCUCACCAUCCAUCUAUUGAACCAGCAACACCUGUACCUAUGAAAUAUGGAAUAUAUGAUAAAAGACGCCAGGGAGGACGAAUUGUACUAUCUCCCAACAAAACUAUGGCAGCCAUUACGGAUGGUUUUGGUCGUGUUAUUCUUUUUGAUAUUCUCAAAGCUAUAGCAGUAAGGAUGUGGAAAGGUUACCGUGAUGCUCAGUGUGGGUGGAUAGAAACUGUAGAUGAAAGUACCCAUCCUGAACACAGAGAAGGACAAACAUCCAAGAGAGCUUAUUUUCUUGUCAUUUAUGCUCCACGAAGAGGUAUUGUAGAGAUUUGGUGUUCCCAACAAGGUCCUCGUGUUGGAGCUUUUAACGUUGGGAAGUCUGGAAGACUUUUAUAUUCCAAUUACGCUAUGAUGGGGUUGAACAAUGCAACAGCUCACAGUUGUAAACCCAUGAUUUAUCCCUGUUGCUUACUUGAUGCUGAUGGGAACAUCUGUUCUUUUGCUGUCCCAUUUCACUGUGCUCUUAGUGGGAGAAACAGCAAAAAAGCAAGAGAUUUACAUCUUCUGAAAGAUCUCAGGACAUUGUUGAAAGAUUCUGAUCUCAACCAAGAUAAAUUGGUUUCUGAAAUUAAAAAAAUCUUGUUGGAUUUGAAGACUGCCAGUAUUCGACAGCAGGCUGUAGAAAUCAUUCUGCACAACAAGUUUGUAACUAGUGAAUUUAUCAGUGAGAUAGUUUCCACUUUACACAGUUAUCUUCAGAACCAAGACCCAGAGAAGUUAGAUUUUGAAAGUAAAGUGCUGCUUCAGAUGUGUUGGCGAAUCAAACAGUUAGUGGCUUUGUAUAGAAUUGUGGAAGGUAUCAAUAAUAAACAAACAGAAAAAUCUCCAGUUUGUGAUGAAGAAACUGAACCAAGAGAUGUUCAGCUUUUUUCAUCAGUGUUCAACUUAACAGAAUCUGAAGUAGGGAAUUUGGUUUCACUUGCUUCUGUUCAUCAGACUUCAAGCUAUUCCAUGGGUAAACAUGUAACCUUUGCUGACAACCAAGAGAUUCUUAUGACUUUGUCAAAAUUUCUGAGGUUGUUUCAGCUUAGUUACUCUCAUUUGGUUAAAGAAGAUAUCACUGAGAACGGCUCAUCAGUGUUACCCAUUACGGUGCAUCCUGCAUGUUCUGAAUCUGACUUUAAAAAAAUAGGUGACUUCUUGUUUCAUGCUGUUAUACAAUCGAAAGAAACUUCCGACACCAUACUACAUGAUGCAUUAAAGAAAAGUGGCAUUGUACCCAAAAAACUACUGGAAAUCCUCCUUAUAUAUUGGUUAUCUCACACAACUAGCCUAAACAAAUGGAAACAAUGGCUUGUUUUCCAAGACCUCCUUAAGCAUAUUACAUCUCAUGCAGUGUCUUUAGAUGAAAGCUUGUUGUGUGGUGAUGGAGAAAGUGAACCUAUCUGGUGGAAAACUGUAAAGAGUCUCCUCUGUGAAUCCACUAACAGUCUGUCAGCUUACACAGCAGCCAUCAUUGCCCAGUCUGUAGCCAUUACUUUAGCACUUGGAAACAACCACAAGCUGGCAAGCAAUCCUCCUUCAUUGGCCUCUAUUUCAAUGGAGCAAUUAGCUUCAGCAACACAAUUAGACAAUGAGAAUGUAAGUCAGGAAGUCAGGCAGGAUGAAACUAAUCUGAGUGAUAUUCAGGAAAUCCAAGGGAUCUGUGUGGAUAAAGACCAUACAGACAAUGGGGAUAGUGAAUGGGAAUCUAUAUCUUUAAACACAGAAAGAUGGCACUUUCUAGUUACUCAGCUGGAAGAUGUGUUUGUCCUCAGCAUGCUCUUGAACCUCCUACCAAAUGUACCAAAGUUUGAAGUUUCAUUGUCAUCACUGUUAAACAGUGGCCAAGGUGCUGUGACAGAGCUUGUGGCUAAAUGGGCUGUAACAGCUUCUAUUGAUCCAGAUCUGCUAACUGUGUAUAGUGGGAGAGACGAGGAGGCUACUCCAUCAUUUCAGUUUGACGGAUUUGAAAAUUUGGACAAAGAAAGGAAAGGUUACGGUUUUAAUUUGUUGAAAGGGCUACUAAGUCAAGUUAGACGAAGGUAUCCUCGAAGCCUAGAGCCAGACUUGGUACUGAUUAAUUGUGCCUGGGAGCACUUGGUUCAGUGGAACACAGACAGAGACGCUGUUCAGCAUCUGAUAGGAACAAUACAGUGUCUCUCACGAGUUAACUCUGCUACGCUUUGUAAUGGUGUUGGGUGUAUGAUGUGGAAGACAUUCCUUAUGAAAAAGUUUGAGGCUUUGGCAAAAUUAAUGGAGAAGGUUGGAAAGCCUCCCAAAGAAAGACUUUGUAGAAAGGAAUUGAAAAUGAGUGACAUAUAUAUUGAAAAGUUUCUAGACUUCUGUUGUCAAUUGUUGUGUCAUGUUUUAGAGACAAACAUGGUUUCUGAAUCUGAGCCUGUCCCCUUGUUUCCUGUAGAAGAACUUCUUCAGGGUCAAGAAAUCCAUGGUCAGACUCCAUUAGUAACCCUUGCCCUUGGUCAGAAAUCUUCUAAUUAUAAAUUGGUUGACCAUCACCUCCAUUUAGCUACAGCCAUGUUAAUGGUCAUUAGCUUCCAACUUAAGUCUGUUAGAAUUCUGUCCAUGUAUGAUACUAUGGGAAGAAAUGCCUUUUUUCAUGAACUUAAUGGCAGUCAUUCAAUGAAAUUAAAUACAGAGGUGAUUGACACACAAUUAAUGAGGGCUCGAACUCAUUUCUUGCUUCGAGUAACUUCUGCCAUUGCUGAAAGUGUUCCAGAAUCCAUACCAGAUAACAUGUCAUUUCCAGUAUCGUUGAGACUUUCCAGAACUAGCAGUCACUCUGGAAUAUGCAUGAGUUCUCCUGGGCAAUCUCAUGCGAGUCGCUGGUUUGGUCGAACAUUAGACCUAGCACGAGGUUGGAGAGUUAAUGUAGAUGAAGUGAGAAGACAUUAUGUUUGUGAACUAUACUCUGGGGGAUACGACUCUCUUGCUGAGGAAGCCAUGACAGCUGUCACUGACCGUGUGUUACUAGGAUCACAACUGCUCCUUUUGGCUGGUCAGAGAGUGAGACAUGCAAUUAUUGGACUCACGGACACAGCAGAGAAGUUGGCUCAAUUAUCCCCAACACUGUCCUCUUGGCUAAAAUCACUGGAUGCAGAGGGAUUACGUUGCACCAACCCACCUCUUCAAAAUACAGCCUUUCUUGUUAGUCAUGUGAUCAAUUGCCUACCAGAGAAUCACAGUGAACAGGAAAUUGCUAUUAGUUUGUUAGAAACCAUUCAGAGUAUGACAGAACUGAACAAUAUCAACUCUUGAUGCUUUUCUACAUCAACUUUAUCAUGUAAAUUUAAGCAGUGCUUUCUGACCUGUGCUGUAAAAUUUCACACUUCCAUGUUGAACACUGGAGUCUUCAGGAAGAAGGCUGGGUGGUUGAUCAGUCAGCAAGACGUGAGACACCUGGAGAAACUCGCAUAAACUAGAUUCACUCGUCUUAAUCUCGGACUGGAGUUUCUGGAUGAAGAAUGAUAACAAUGUAUCUUUUAUCUUGUAUGAGAAAUACCAUAAAAUGAUCUAGCUCCUUUGAAAUCCAA
Molecule: messenger RNA, 4790 nt
Organism: Limulus polyphemus (Atlantic horseshoe crab)
Lineage: Eukaryota; Metazoa; Arthropoda; Merostomata; Xiphosura; Limulidae
Gene: Rab3-GAP
Product: rab3 GTPase-activating protein non-catalytic subunit-like
Exons: 33
Coding region: 163-4515 (1450 amino acids)
Biological process (GO): regulation of GTPase activity
Source: RefSeq, a predicted model, not a curated record